This is a messenger RNA of Fusarium keratoplasticum, 1809 nucleotides long. RefSeq lists its product as uncharacterized. NCBI's taxonomy places the organism in Eukaryota, Fungi, Ascomycota, Sordariomycetes, Hypocreales, Nectriaceae. The coding region runs from base 1 to 1809 and encodes 602 amino acids. The record is from RefSeq and is a predicted model, not a curated record. The transcript has a single exon.
AUGGGGACUCCUGCAGUUUACUCGUCUCUCGAAAAAGAGGACCGGCCCGAGAAUGCUGCUCGCCAAGACGCCAACCACCGUCCUCCUGCACCUACGGUCGAGAACGACGCCACAAAGGGCUUGUACAAGCUCGACAACUACUUGAAGGCCUACAUCAUCAUCUUGGGCGUGUACCUCUCAGCCGCUCUGUUUUCCGUGGCGUGGUCCUACACGGGUGCCUUGCUUGACAAUGACGCCUCCAAGAGACGCGUGUUCCGCACAAGCGAGAAGCUCCCCGUCGACCAGCUAUACUCCGGUUUAGCUCUCUCGGCACUCUUGGCCCCUGCUGGCGUCGUUGUCCAAUGGGUUGUACACGACUUUCGUCGUCUUCAUCUUUUUGCGUUGACCACGCAGAUGCCUGUUAGGAUCAGAGACUUGGACGAGAUUGGUGACAACUUUAGUGUCUGGACGUUAAGGACCGUGGCGAGAUACUCUUGGUGGUAUGGCUUGAUGCAGACCGUGCUAAUCUUGACGCGAACUCUCCUUGUACCCGUUGGUACCCUCAGCCUUACAGUUGGACCAUACACCCAUUACGAGGAAGGCACUGGUGUCAUUGGACUUCCCCUGGCACCAGCUGACGCGGCCACAAACAACAUCACAUCCCUUUCAACCGCUAUGGGUACAAGCAACGGAACCGAGUUUCGACCUUCGCUUGCCAAGAAUGACACCUUCCUUACUCAGGCAGUGUACACCUUCGUCGGUAACCUCGUCAGCCAGAGCGCACUUGUCAAUGUCGACUCGGGGAUACUCGGCCCAGUACCCACACACAACCUGACCUUCCAAGCGAACACUACCUACGACGGACUUGUAUACUUUCACUGGGACGCUCACUGUGAGGCUGCUGAUGAGGUGACGUAUAAAACCCACCAGAGCGGCAGCAACACCACCUACAACUUUACUCUUCCAGAUGGAAGCGUCGAGAGCAUCGAGCUUCGGGGAAAGUCGCAUGGCUCUCAGAGGCUGAGGCUAUGGAACAACGCCUCGACCGAGAGCACCAACAAGAUCCCAACCGGAGGCUCUACAUACUUCCUCUCGGCCACUCGAACAAUCCCAACCAUCAACGCCACCGCGCUGCGGGCCAAGGGAUCCGACAACAGCCUUGUUCAGACCGACGAUGGAGACUGGAUAUCUCGGACCAAGUGCACGCCUUCUCUCAAGUGGUCAAUUGGAUCAUGUCACUUCAACGGAACUAUCAUGACGGACUGCAUGCCUUCCCCACGAUCCAACACCUCCGCGCUUGACACUGAGGCACUGAAUGCACUUGUUGUGUACAUGACAGCUAUCCCGUGGUACAUCUUCGAGAACCAAAUCGCCAUCGUCGACGACACACUAGACGCCCUCUAUUCGAUCCCAACCUCGGAAGAUCUGGGUCACUUCUUUGGAAACAUGGCUCACGCAAUCGUCUCCAUCAGCACCGCCGGCUACUUUGGCACUUCAGAAGUUCCCACUCUCUCCCGCGUCAUCGAGCAAGUCUACAUCGUACGCUGCAGCGUCCUAAUAGCAGUUACAGUCAUGCUUGGCCUCUCCGUUGCAGUCUCUGUCCUCGACAUCAUCCGCAACCAGACGCGCGGUCUGCCUUACCUGCCCGCCGACUUCUUGGCGAUCGCACACGCUGUACGUGGACCGUGGUGGGACUACGAGCUGGGAGGAUACAAGCCAUGGGGCAUCACAAAGUCACGGGAUCCCAAUUCCACUGUUAUGUUUGGCAUUGAUAACUCAGAUCCGAGGUACAUAAGACUGGCACCGUCCGUCGUGCCUAUUCAUCGAUAA